Messenger RNA from Aspergillus puulaauensis, 3720 nucleotides. Its product is annotated as bifunctional urea carboxylase/allophanate hydrolase. The coding region runs from base 1 to 3720 and encodes 1239 amino acids. The transcript has 8 exons. Gene Ontology annotation, molecular function: ATP binding; metal ion binding. NCBI's taxonomy places the organism in Eukaryota, Fungi, Ascomycota, Eurotiomycetes, Eurotiales, Aspergillaceae. The record is from RefSeq and is a predicted model, not a curated record.
AUGGAGUCUCUCAAAACACUUCUAAUUGCAAACCGCGGAGAGAUUGCUGUGCGGAUUCUGCAAACUGCAAGGAAGCUUAAUAUCCGAACUAUUGCAAUAUAUACCGAGCCAGAUGCUGCCUCAACUCAUGUCCAUUUAGCGGACGAAGCAAUUCUCCUCUCUGGGGUGCCGUCAAAGGCGUAUAUCGAUGGAGACCAGAUUAUUGAAAUUGCAAAGAAAAAGCGCGCCGAUGCUAUCAUACCUGGAUAUGGGUUCCUGUCGGAGAACUCUAAUUUCGCAAGAGACGUCUCCAGCGCUGGCUUGGUCUUCGUUGGUCCAUCCCCAGAGAGCAUUGAAGCAUUCGGGCUCAAGCACACUGCACGAGAGCUGGCUACAAAAGCCGGUGUCCCCAUUGUUCCCGGCUCACAGGGGCUGAUUACAAGCGAAGAUGAAGCUGUAACCGUUUCCCAAAACUUGGGCUUUCCUGUUAUGCUCAAGGCGACUGCAGGUGGCGGUGGAAUGGGCCUUCUCACAUGUAAUACAGAGAAAGAGGUCCGUGAAUCGUUUCAAACUGUACAAUCUAGGGGUGAAGCUCUGUUUAAGAACGCCGGGCUCUUUAUCGAACGUUAUUACCCGUCUAGCCACCACAUCGAAGUCCAGGUCUUCGGAAACGGCCAUGGUAAAGCCAUUUCCAUCGGCGAAAGGGAGUGUUCCAUCCAGAGAAGACAUCAGAAAGUGAUCGAGGAAUGCCCGAGUCCCUUCGUCACCAGGAAUCCAGAUCUCAGGAAAGGUCUAUGUGAUGCCGCUGUCCGUCUCGCAGAAUCAAUUCAUUACGGUUCUGCCGGCACCAUCGAAUAUCUCGUGGAUGAUGAAUCAGGAGCAUUUUUCUUCCUAGAGAUGAAUACACGCCUUCAGGUUGAGCAUGGAAUCACAGAGUUAUGCUACGACGUUGAUUUGGUAGAGCUCAUGUUGAAGCAAGCAAAUGCCCAGUUGUCGGGGGGAAAGGGACUCGAGGCAGAGUCCCUCUCAAAUAUUCCGGUAGCUGCGCCUAAAGGCGCCGCUAUUGAGGCUAGAGUAUACGCAGAAAACCCGGUCAAGGACUUUGCACCGUGUCCCGGAACAUUACAAGACGUACAGUGGAAGGAAAUUCCAGGCUCUCGAAUCGAUACCUGGGUUUACAGGGGUAUCAAAGUGUCCGCAAACUAUGAUCCGCUUAUUGCAAAGGUCAUGUAUCAUGGACCGACGAGGCACCAGGCCAUUGAAGGAUUGAAAGAGAUCCUAACCGGUUCCCGGAUUUGCGGCCCUCCAACCAACCUCGGGUUUCUGGCAGAGAUCCUUGCAAACAAGGGUUUCAACUCCGGGUCUACGCUGACUAGAUUCUUGGACAAUUUCGAGUACAAUUUAUCGGCGAUCGAUGUCGUCUCCGGUGGCGCUUACACGCUCAUUCAAGACUGGCCUGGCCGUCCGACCAUCGGAAAAGGCUUUUGUCAUUCCGGACCAAUGGAUUCGGUUGCUUUUCGAAUUGCCAAUGCGCUUGUUGGUAAUCCUGUCGGGCUCGAGGGCCUGGAAAUCACUCUAAGCGGACCAGAACUACGUUUCUUAGGACCGGCAUUCGUUUCACUAUGUGGUGCACCAAUUGAUGCAACGCUCGACGACGCCCCCGUGCCUAUGUGGUCAGGAAUAAAAAUAUCAGCUGGUCAGCGCUUGAAGAUCGGUAAAACCACGGGUAAUGGCUGCAGAGCUUAUCUAGCUGUCUUUGGUGGGUUCCUCAACAUUGCUGAGUGGUUCGGCUCAAAGGCUACUGCACCAAUGGUCGGUGUUGGUGGCUACCAAGGCCGACAACUUACGUCUGGAGAUUAUCUCGUUAUUGAAAGCCAACUCCCAAAAUUGGAUACGGAGUUGUCUUUGCCCAAGCAGCUCAUCCCGCAGUAUCCUAGCAGCUGGGAACUCAUGUCAAUGCCGGGGCCAUACGAUGAAGGAUAUUUUACUCCCGAGAGCAUUGACAUGCUCUACGACGCUGAAUGGACCAUUUCCCAUAACGCUGCGAGAGGUGGGAUACGUCUUCUUGGACCCAAACCCAACUGGUCCCGUUCAGACGGAGGCGAGGGUGGUGCUCACCCUUCCAAUCUGAUUGAGUAUGGAUACGCAAUCGGGUCUCUUAAUUGGACCGGUGACGACCCAGUGAUCUUUCCGCAAGAUGCACCGGACCUUGGUGGCUUUGUUAGCAGUCAUACGAUUGUGAAAGGGGAUAUGUGGAAGCUGGGCCAGGUCAAGGCUGGAGACACUUUGAAAUUCAGGGCCACCUCUUUGAAAGAUGCUGUCUCGAAACGCAAUGAUCUGGAAAAUUUUAUUACUGGCAUUGUAGAAUGUUGCCAAAAGGGUGCCGCCUUUGGUACUAUUACUCCUUUGAGCACUUCUUUACCUCCAGCUAUGACAGCAUCGACGCGAGGAUCUGGUAUUGUUCACCAGAUUCCAGAGAAAGGAAACCAACCGCUCGUUUCAUAUCGGCAGGCCGGGGAUGAUUAUCUGUUGAUUGACUAUGGAACCGGCGCAUUCGAUCUAAACCACCGCUACAGAGUCACCGCACUGAAAAAGGUCCUAACCGAAGCAACAGGCGAGAUCACAUUUUCAAACGGAUUGACCUCUAUGGUCGGCUGCGGAAAUUCCCUAAUGCUCUAUUAUGACGGCACCAAGAUACCCCAACAAAGCCUAAUUAACUACCUUUGUACCAUUGAAACCCAACUUGGCGAUUUGAGCCGCGCAAAGAUGCGCAGCCGCCUCUUCAAACUGCCGCUCACCUUCGAAAGCAAGCGACAAAAUGACGCUAUAAAGCGGUACAUGGAGACCCAGCGGCCCUACGCCGCCUAUUUGCCAGACAACAUGGAUUUCGUCGCACGCAACAACGCGUUCACUCGCAAGGAAUUCGAAAACAUAUACCUCACUGCCAACUUCAUGGUUAUAGCUGUUGGGUUUUUCACGGCCCUCCCGCUCUCCCUUCCCGUUGACCCGCGCCAGCGCAUGAACUGUCCCAAGAUGAACCCGAGCCGCGUUUUCACGCCCGCCGGCCAGGUAUCUUGGGGCGGUAGCUGUCUUGCUAUAUAUACCGUUGAUUCCCCAGGUGGGUAUCAAAUGACCGGCCUGACCAUACCGGGUGUGGACAUCCUCGGUUCAAAGCAUGGCUAUACACCCCAAAAGCCCUGGCUCUUUGAGGACUUUGACCAGAUCACAUUUUACCAAGUUAGUGAGGAGGAAUAUGAGCGCCAGCUCGCGAUAUUCCAGAGCGGCCGGUAUGAGUAUGAAUGGGAGGAAGUUGAAUUCGAUAUGGCCGAGCAUAAUCGACUGCUCAGCGAGACCAAGGACGAAGUAAAGAGUAUCCGGGCACGGCAGCGCAAAGCGCAAGCUGAUAUGGAUGCGUUUGAGAAUGAGAUGUUAGAGAAAUGGGCGAAGGAAAAGGCCGAGAGGGGUGUUCCGAUGGAUACAGUUGAUGCUUUGCUAAGAGACCCAGAAAUCAGCACCAUCGAGGCACCGCUAAACGCCAACGUCUGGAAAGUCGAAGUCAAAGAGGGCGACAAGUUAGAAAAGGAUCAAAUUGUCGUGGUCCUCGAGGCGAUGAAGCUUGAGAUUGCGGUCCGGACCGAAUCAAUCGCUGUCGGAGCUGUUGUCGAGAAAAUCAUAGCUCAGCAGGGUGAUUCUAUUGAGGCCGGAAAGCCCUUAAUGCUGGUGCGGAAGGCUGAGAAUUAA